Salvia hispanica is the source of this 1048-nucleotide messenger RNA. RefSeq names its product glutathione S-transferase L1-like. The record is from RefSeq and is a predicted model, not a curated record. Gene Ontology annotation, biological process: protein glutathionylation. Gene Ontology annotation, molecular function: glutathione transferase activity. NCBI's taxonomy places the organism in Eukaryota, Viridiplantae, Streptophyta, Magnoliopsida, Lamiales, Lamiaceae.
AAUUCAUUUACGUUUCUGCAAACAACCACUUCCAAACAUGGCCUUAAGCUGUCAUCAUGGCAUUAUCCAUUACACUUGCAACAACAAAGUUAAAUCUCGCAACUUCUUUCCGAAUUCAGGAUUUGCUUGCAUCAAGAAACCGCUGAUUUAUCCCCUUCACAUUUCUGCUGCAACGGCUUCUGGCAAUGUGAAAGAAGUUCUUCCACCUGUUCUUGAUUCCUCUUCGGACCCACCAGCAAUCUUUGAUGGAACCCCAAAGCUUUAUAUUUCUUACACAUGCCCCUAUGCUCAACGUACCUGGAUUACCAGGAACUGUAAGGGACUGCAAGAAACUAUCAAAUUGGUGCCUAUUGAUCUCAAGAAUAGGCCUAGUUGGUAUAAGGAAAAAGUAUAUCCUGAAAACAAGGUUCCAUCACUAGAACACAACAAUGAGGUUAAGGGGGAAAGUCUUGACUUGAUUCGUUAUAUUGAUCAAAACUUCCCAGGGCCUUCGCUUUUUCCUGAUGAUCCAUCCAAGGGGGAGUUCGGAGAGGAGUUGCUCUCAUUCACGGGCUCCUUCCAUAAAGCUGUGACUACUUCAUUGAAAGAAAACAGAAUCGAUGAAGCUGGUGCUGCUUUUGAUGAUAUUGAGAGUGCUCUCUCCAAAUUCGAUGAUGGGCCAUUUUUUCUUGGCCAGCUCAGUUUGGUGGAUAUUGCCUAUGUUCCUUUCGUUGAAAGAUAUCAACCCUUCUUCUCCGAAGUAAAGAAGUAUGAUAUCAGAGUAGGCAGGCCAAAACUUGCACUGUGGAUUGAGGAGAUGAACAAGAUAGAAGCGUACAAACAAACCCAAAGAGACGCCAAAGAGCAUGUCGAGAGCUACAAGAAUCGUUUCUUGAAGUCUCCCGUCUCUUCGUGAAGUUUUUGGGUGCUGCCUAAACUCGAAAGCUGUAUUGAUUGAGCUCCUAAUGUUACAUGAUCUCUCAUAGGUGGUGUUAUUAGAGUUCAUUCCUUUUAGUGGAUGUGAAGAAGAAUAUUUGCAUUUCUCAUUUAAAAAGAUGGAUGCAAACAA